GUCAUGGUGACAAUUGUGACGGCAGAGGUGGAAAUGACUUUUCAGAAUUGGGUAGACGCUCCACUUUACCACUGCAGAUCGGAAGUAAAGCUCCGUGGGAUGAUCUAGAGAUUUCGAAAAGAAGUUUUUGUAAUGCAGAAUCGUGAAUUUAUUUGUAAUGUAUAAUUUUUCGGAACGGUAGGAAUAACGUCUUAAGGCAUUGAAAAUAACUUUAUAAUGAAGCCCUUUGGAACUAGGUAGACGGUGUCUAUCUGGGUCAACCCCCACUUCCGGCCCUGCUCAGCAGCGAAUAACAACGGAGGGUCUGAAAUUCCAGGGCGUACCUGAGCGCUGUUAUAAAGGAGUAUAUCUGCAUGCUGAAGAAUAAGCACAUGUGCAAGUCAUUUGCUGUAUCUGAGCAUUACUGGAACUGAUUGCUUCUUUGUGGAAAAUGAUUCCAAUGACCACCAACAAACAACAAAACUGAACUGUGGGGUCACUACUGAACUUCAAGCAUCUUCACCCAAAUGUCUACGUGGUAUUUCAUGACAGUGUUAUAUUCUGUUUUCCUACUACAGUGGCAUUCCAUACCAGAAAUGUGCUGCAUAUACGCCACAUUUCCUCUACAGCUGCAUUUAAGAGAUCACAUAUGAUCAAAACUAAUCACGUUUCCUGUACUUCUAACUACUAGCACGAUGAAAACCAGAAAUAUAAGAAAAACAUAUGAGCUACUCAAGACAAGCUGGACUUACCAGACACAGGAGUACUUCAACAACAGCACACUGCAUGGCGUGCAGUACAUCAGAGAGGAGGGCAGGCCAUUCUAUGAAAAGUUCAUGUGGUUCUGCUUCACAUCAGUUGGAGGAGUCGUGAGUCUGAUCAUCAUAGCUUCACUGUGGGAAAAAUUCCAGACAAACCCAACAAUCACAGGUCUUGACACGGACUUUCACAACUGGGAUGUACCAUUUCCUACAGUGUCACUGUGCCCCAAUGAUCCAGUUAACAACACUGCAAUCACAGAAUACAUAGAACAGACUUGGCCAAAUGCUCCGGGUGAAAGGAAAUCUGUUUAUAAGGAAUUUAUUACAGAACUGGCAAACAACUGCUAUAAUAACCUCAAACAGUUUCUGAUGUUUGAAGGUAAUAAGGCUGGCAAUUUACCAAGUGUAAAUUAUCACGAUAUCAUUGAAAAGGUGGUAAUUAAAUGUGAAAAGUAUUUUAGUAAAUGCUACUUCAAGGGAGAAGCUGUUGACUGCUGUGAAAUAUUUAAACCACUGUUGACUGAGGUUGGGUUCUGUCUGUCAUUCAACUCUAUGUACGCUGGAGGAACAAAGGGUAAGAAUUCAUCAGGAAUGAAAUUCAAAUUAGAACAUAUCUAUGAAACAGACAGCAAGUGGAGCCUGAGAAUGCUAAUAGAAAAUGGAGAUAUGAAAGAUAACACUCUUAAGCCUGUAAGGGUGUAUCUUCACAGCGCAGAAGAUAUUCCUAUAACUGAUGUUAGCCCCCAACAUGUUUGGGACAGGAAGAUUAAGAAGAUAGCCUUUGAUUCAAAACAAACUUAUACAACAGAAGGUGCCCGGCAACUCUCUAUUAAACAAAGAAAAUGCGUUUUUGAAGAUGAAAUAAAACUGUUAACCAGUGAUACCUACACAUAUCAUUCAUGCAUGAUUCAAUGUCGCAUGAAAAUUGCAAGGGACCUCUGUAAAUGUGUUCCAUUCUUCUACCAGAUAAUAGAUGGCUUCAACUCCUGUGACCUCCAGGGGCUACAAUGUCUAGGAAAACAUAAAGAUGAAAUUCGGCUGAUAAAAUGUCCUUGUGAGCUGGGAUGUAGCAAUACUGUGUAUGAAGUGGACAAGCUAGUUGGGGAAGAGAAUACAGACAUGACUAAAUAUCUGGAAGUUGCAUUCGUAUCCUGGCCUAUGGUACGUUACAAGAGAGAAGUCCUGUUUGGUUGGGUUGAUCUCCUGGGUUCAGGGACAGCUUGCUUGAAAAAUGUUACUGAAGACCUGAACAGCUUUUAUAGCAAUAUGUUUCAGUAUCUGCAAAAAAGAUAUGAUGUGACAGAUGACAAUCCCUAUGCAUCCCUUGCAGCAUUUUCUCUACAGGAAGGGAUUGAGUUCAAAGAUUUUGAAAAAGCCAUAGAAGUGUUUCAGCUAAGCGAAAAUGUUUGCAUUGAUGACUUGUACGAGGAGUUCAGCAGCCAUUGA
Cryptotermes secundus is the source of this 2186-nucleotide messenger RNA. RefSeq names its product sodium channel protein Nach. NCBI's taxonomy places the organism in Eukaryota, Metazoa, Arthropoda, Insecta, Blattodea, Kalotermitidae. The transcript has 12 exons. Gene Ontology annotation, cellular component: membrane. Bases 675 to 2186 code for a protein of 503 amino acids. The record is from RefSeq and is a predicted model, not a curated record. Gene Ontology annotation, biological process: sodium ion transmembrane transport. Gene Ontology annotation, molecular function: ligand-gated sodium channel activity.